Molecule: messenger RNA, 353 nt
Organism: Carlito syrichta (Philippine tarsier)
Lineage: Eukaryota; Metazoa; Chordata; Mammalia; Primates; Tarsiidae
Product: voltage-dependent calcium channel gamma-5 subunit-like
Exons: 2
Coding region: 72-317 (81 amino acids)
Source: RefSeq, a predicted model, not a curated record
UCAGCUACAAGUACAGAUGUCCCUUUGCCUUCACUGCCAUCUCCUUCCUUUUAACUGAGAGUGCCGGGGUGAUGUCCGUGUACCUGUUCAUGAAGAGAUACACUGCCGAGGACAUGUAUCGGCCUCACCUGGGCUUCUACCGCCCUCAGCUGAGCAACUGCUCUGAUUAUUCAGGCCAGUUCCUACACCCUGACGCCUGGGUCCAGGGCCGUAGCCCCUCCGACAUCUCCAGCGAGGCAUCCCUGCAGAUGAACAGCAACUACCCAGCCUUGUUCAAGUGCCCAUACUACGACCAGAUGUCGUCUUUGCCCUGCUGAACCUCGGCCGUGUCUCCCUAGGCUGUGGGUAGCCAG